Molecule: messenger RNA, 528 nt
Organism: Lotus japonicus
Lineage: Eukaryota; Viridiplantae; Streptophyta; Magnoliopsida; Fabales; Fabaceae
Exons: 1
Coding region: 1-528 (175 amino acids)
Source: RefSeq, a predicted model, not a curated record
AUGGCUUUCCCCUUCCCACCGGGAUGGUCAAGGCCAAAAAUGAAACUCUACGAUGGGGACACCGACCCUACGGAACACAUCAACUUUUUCGUUGGAGCUAUGCAGUACGCAGGAGCCAGCGACCCGAUCUACUGCCGGUGCUUCCCGAUGAGCCUGGGAAAAGGACCGAUGAACUGGUUCCAGAACCUGCCUCGCGGCUCCUUGAACAACUGGGAUGAAGUGAUGACCUGCUUCCUCUCCCAGUACUCAUUGGCGAAGCGCAUACCAAAGUCCGAGGAGACUUUGGCGCUGAUAAAGCAAGGCCCGAAGGAGUCACUGAAGGUUUUUCUCAAUCGCUUCAACAAGGAGGCGGGAGACAUUCCUGACCUCCUUCCCCAGGUCCGCUUGGCCCUAGUACUGUCCCUCCGACCGGGCCCGUUCCUCACCCCUUUAGAUGGUAAGAAGGCAAAAACCAUCGAGGAAUUUCAGGCUCGCUCAGAGAAGUAUAUCAACAUGGAGGACGCUACCACCCUAAGGGCCUCAAACUAG